Messenger RNA from Sinocyclocheilus grahami, 1427 nucleotides. RefSeq names its product cytochrome P450 20A1-like. The transcript is spliced from 12 exons. Bases 147 to 1427 code for a protein of 426 amino acids. NCBI's taxonomy places the organism in Eukaryota, Metazoa, Chordata, Actinopteri, Cypriniformes, Cyprinidae. The record is from RefSeq and is a predicted model, not a curated record. Gene Ontology annotation, cellular component: membrane. Gene Ontology annotation, molecular function: heme binding; iron ion binding; oxidoreductase activity, acting on paired donors, with incorporation or reduction of molecular oxygen.
CCUCGUCCACAGGAUGUGUAGUUGAGUACCGAUGUACAGGGGCGCAGGUCUCUGAUGGUCGCUGUAGACGUGGAUUGUUAGCUUCUAGUUCAGUGAACUGUUUAAUUACAUUUAUGACGAUCCUCAGACGUUUCUGAAAAGCAAAUAUGCUGGAUUUUGCUAUAUUUGCAGUGACAUUUGUCAUUAUCCUGAUCGGUGCCGUCCUGUAUUUGUAUCCGUCAUCUAGAAGUGCCUCUGGUGUGCCAGGACUAAACCCCACAGAAGAGAAAGAUGGGAAUCUGCCAGAUAUAGUGAACAAAGGAAGCCUGCAUGAGUUCCUGGUGGGUCUUCAUGAGGAGUUUGGGUCUGUGGCAUCUUUCUGGUUCGGUCGGAGACCAGUGGUCAGCCUGGGUGCUGUGGACCGACUACGACAACACAUCAACCCCAACUGGACGACGGAUUCCUUUGAGACAAUGCUCAAGUCAUUGCUAGGUUACCAGUCAGGUUCAGGAGCGGGAGUGACGGAGUCGAUGAUAAGAAAAAAAGUGUAUGAGGGAGCUAUCAAUAAAACCCUGGAGAACAACUUCCCUCUAUUGCUUCAGCUGGUGGAGGAGCUGGUUGAUAAGUGGGCAUCUUAUCCUAAAUCACAGCACACGCCUCUUUGUGCUCAUCUGCUUGGAUUGGCUAUGAAGGCUGUCACUCAGCUUGCCAUGGGGAGCCGUUUUCGGGAUGAUGCUGAGGUCAUCCGGUUCCGUAAGAACCAUGAAGCGGUCUGGUCAGAGAUUGGUAAAGGUUAUCUGGAUGGAUCCCUAGAGAAGAGUUCCAGCAGAAAGACCCAUUAUGAGAGCGCUCUGGCUGAGAUGGAGUCGGUGCUGAAGUCUGUGGCAAAGCAGAGCAGUGGACAAGGAUCCAGUCAGUCAUCUUUCGUUAACUAUUUACUACAAGCCAAUCUGACAGAGCGACAGGUGAUGGAAGAUGGUAUGGUUUUUACUCUAGCUGGCUGUGUGAUCACUGCUAACUUGUGCAUCUGGGCAGUUCACUUCCUAUCAGUCUCAGAAGCAGUGCAGGAACGGCUCUAUCAUGAGCUUGUUGAAGUGCUUGGAGAGGAGCCUGUUACCUUGGAGAAGAUUCCACAACUUAGAUACUGCCAGCAGGUGCUGAAUGAAACAGUCCGCACAGCCAAACUGACUCCCAUGGCUACCAGAUUACAGGAGGUGGAGGGGAAGGUGGACCAACAUGUCAUUCCCAAAGAAACAUUGGUUAUCUAUGCCCUGGGCGUCGUCCUUCAAGAUGCAGAUACUUGGUCACUUCCAUACAGAUUUAAUCCUGACAGAUUUGCUGAUGAGUCAGUAAUGAAGAGCUUCUCGCUGCUUGGGUUUUCAGGGAGCCAGGCCUGCCCUGAACUAAGGUACAAUGAGAGAAAUUCAGAUAUUAUCUUUAAUAAAUAA